Messenger RNA from Linepithema humile (Argentine ant), 1514 nucleotides. RefSeq names its product tektin-2. Gene Ontology annotation, cellular component: microtubule cytoskeleton; nucleus. Gene Ontology annotation, biological process: cilium assembly; cilium movement involved in cell motility. The record is from RefSeq and is a predicted model, not a curated record. NCBI's taxonomy places the organism in Eukaryota, Metazoa, Arthropoda, Insecta, Hymenoptera, Formicidae.
ACCUGACUUAUAUAAUAAUUAAUUAAAUUUUUUAUUUGUUAAAACAAAUUCUCGUGAACAUGGCCAAAUUUGUAAGUACUUACGAGAAACCCUUGCCCCAUAUCGGUCUGCCAGAUUGGUAUGCCAAACAAUGGCAGCUUCGACAGAGCGCGGAUGUUAGAAGAUCUGAGGCUUGUCAACUACGCAAUUCGGGUAAAACUGUCCGUGCCGAAGCGAAUGUGAGAACGAAAUGGGACACUUAUGUAAAUAAUACUCGAAUAGCGGACAGAGUGACGGAAUUAUCAAGAUGGAAAGACACGAUCGAAGAUUUAUUGCAAAAGUUGUUGACCGAGAUGUGCUUGUUGAGCGACGAGAAAGCCAAUACAGAGAAAGACAUUGAAAGUGUAAACCGUCUUCUGCAAAUUGUAAGUGAAUGCAUUUCAACAAGGGACUGCCGUAGAGUUACUGAACUCACUUAUGAUGAGGCUGAUACCGAAUUGAAGAAAGAGUUACGCACAAUCGCAAGUAUUCAAGAAGCAUUAACUAAAAGGGUACAGGCCGCAUGGGAGAAGUUAAAUCAUUUGGAAAGGAUCAAAUUUGAGUUGAACUUAGACAUCGAGGACAAAAAUGAUACCAUCAGAAUAGACAAGGGAAAUCUUAAAUUGGAUCACAUGUGUGCGAACAUAAGUUACAAACCGAAGACAUCAAUUUGCGCCGAGAAAACAAAUUUGAUCACGUACGAGAUGUGGUUGGACAGAUGUCAUCGUUCUAAAAUGUUGGCCGAGAGUGAAUCGAAUGACUGCUACACCUUCCGCGAAGCUACGCGUGUAAUGAGGGAGUGUGCGUGGAAUGAUAUCAAAGCUCAACAAGAUGUGACGGAUUAUACUUUAAGAAAGAGAAUUUAUCAAACACAAAAAGCUAGAAACGAAUUGGAAUGGCAGAAGCUUAAGGUACAACAGGAAAUGGAAAUGUUAGCGAAGGAAAUAACGCAGUUGGAAGCAACUUUGAUGAGUAAAAUAGGUGUUGUAAAAUGCGUCGAGACGCGAUUGGAAAAUCGUGUUUAUCGACCUGGAUCGGAACUCUGUAAAGAUGAAGUCGAAUUAGGUUUGCAGAGCGAAAAUUUGCAAUUGAAACAAACUGAGGAGGAUCUGGCUAAAGUUAUUGCGCAUACAAAAGCAAGCUAUAACAGUUUGGAAUCUUUACUUAUGUGUAUCCAAAGCAGCUUAGAAGAUAAACAACAUUCUUUGAAUACUGAUGUUAUGUGCUUGGACACGAGAGCGAUACUGAAGAAAGGUGAUAGAUCACGUUUGCCUAAUGAAACAGAUCGUAAUAUCAUGUUAACUUCCAUGGAAAAAGAAAUUCCACUAGCAUCUUAAACUUAACGUUCCAUUUGGGUUUAUCCGACCCAUUUGCAUUUUUAAAAUAUGAUAACUUUGUAACUAUUGCUUCUAAUAUUUCCAAAUUAGCAUAGAUAUCUAGAAUACGAAUAACUUAUUAAAAUAACUUAUUAAAAAAUAAACUACUUGUGAAUUUUA